Messenger RNA from Dioszegia hungarica, 1476 nucleotides. RefSeq names its product Dol-P-Man:Man(5)GlcNAc(2)-PP-Dol alpha-1,3-mannosyltransferase. The coding region runs from base 1 to 1476 and encodes 491 amino acids. The record is from RefSeq and is a predicted model, not a curated record. The transcript is spliced from 8 exons. Gene Ontology annotation, cellular component: endoplasmic reticulum. Gene Ontology annotation, molecular function: dol-P-Man:Man(5)GlcNAc(2)-PP-Dol alpha-1,3-mannosyltransferase activity. Lineage: Eukaryota; Fungi; Basidiomycota; Tremellomycetes; Tremellales; Bulleribasidiaceae.
AUGCCACCCUCACCCCUUGCGAGGCCUGCCAACGAGGCUGACUCAUCGGCCGCGCCGAAAUCUCGUAGCUCGAAUCUAUUAGAGCAGGGAUGGCAGCUCCUGACCGAGCUACUCUUCGACAGGCGGUACUUCUGGCACCUGACAAGUCUGCUGCUUCUGGGCGAGCUUGUACUCGGACUGCUCAUCAUCAAAUAUGUGCCUUAUACCAAGAUCGAUUGGGAGGCGUAUAUGCAGCAUGUCGAGUGCUUCCUGAAGGGCGAGAGCGACUAUAGCAGACUUCAAGGCGAGACUGGUCCGGCAGUAUAUCCCGCGCUCUUCCUCUACGUCUACACAGCGCUGUACAAGCUCCUUCCAGCCGACCCCGAUGCCCGCGUCAGAGCAGCGCAGUAUGUCUUCCUCGGCAUGUACCUGGCGACAUUCGCGCUGGUAGCGGGGAUCUACCACGCCGCUGGCUCGACGAAAGUUACCACGAGUAAGGUCGGCGCCGCGGGCGAGAGACGAGUAUCGACCUCAACAUAUCCCCAAGCCCUGCUUAUCCCGCUGUGCUUGUCGAAGCGGUUACAUUCUAUAUACAUGCUCCGGCUCUUCAAUGAUCCGGUGGCCAUGCUGUUACUAUACGCUGGGGUGUUCGCUAUCACUCAUCGGACCAGUAUGGGCUGGACGGUCGGGAUCGCUCUGUACAGUCUAGCUCUUGGGGUGAAGAUGAAUAUCCUUCUCUUCCUCCCCGGGCUCCUGGUUCUACUCGUCCAGUAUCGAGGGCUCGUCAAGACCAUCGGAGCCGUCUCGACCAUGGCAGUCGUCCAGAUACUGCUUCCAGCUGCCUUCUUCCUCGGCUCAGCUUCAGACGCCCAAGCAUAUUUCUCCACUGCCUUCGACUUUUCCCGACAGUUCAUGUACAAAUGGACCGUCAAUUGGCGCUUCGUCCCCGAAGACGUCUUCCUCUCGAAAAGCUUUGCCGGAUGGUUGCUUUGGCAUCAGCUACUCUUCCUGGUCGGUUUCGCGCUGUUCAAAUGGUCACCCGUUCCAGGCGGAACCCCUUCAGUUAUCCUCAAUGCGAUAUCCAAGCCCACCCGGGCAGCUAUCGCACAGGCGUACUCCCUGCCUCGCCAUCACAUCGCUCCCGUGCUCUUCAGUUCCAAUCUCAUCGGUAUCGCUUUCGCCCGAUCAUUGCACUAUCAAUUCCACAGCUGGUACUUCCACCAAAUACCGUUCCUGCUCUACUCUGGCGGAGCAUGGGGCAACUUCCCCCUUGGAAUGGCAUUAUGGCUUGGAAUAGAAUACGCCUGGGCCACCUACCCUUCCACCAACCUCUCUUCGGGCAUCUUAUCGGUUGCCCACGCCGUCAUCUUGCUUGGAUUGCUCCUCUCACCAGCUUCUGGGACGAAGCUAUCCACGUCAGGCCAGGAGCACGCUGCAUCAAAUGCCGGGUCGCGGAUAACUGGGACAGCUCAGAUGGACAGUCGGAAAGUCAGAUAG